CAGUGGAGAAGCAGCAAGCUAAUAAUAAACGCGGGAGAGAAAGUAAGCAUCUACCACACCCAACGACAGAUCUUGGAUUCUUGAAGUAGCUGCGUAAAGUCAGCCUCCACCACACCCACCAGCUACCGUUGCCAACUCAAUUCACUCUCAUUAAAUUACACUUUCCCUUCUCUCUCACUUUCUUCACACGCCCACCACUUCUUCAAUUGGAGCUGCUGGGCCCAGCUGCCUUUUUGGUUCGCCCUGGAGCAGAUCCAUCUUCAUUUUCUUACGUCUCUCAAAAGUUGUCUUUUUCUUGAUAUCAAUCACUCCCAGUUUCUCUCUCACGUUUUCAAAAAAGGGGGAAAAGUAAACAGAUGGGCGGUGAAGGGAAAGUUUUCACCUUGGCUCAAGUGUCUGAGCACAACAAUCCCAAAGACUGUUGGUUGGUUAUCGGCGGCAAGGUUUACGAUGUGACAAAGUUUUUGGAAGACCAUCCUGGUGGUGAUGAGGUUCUGUUGUCUGCUACAGGGAAAGAUGCAACUGAUGAUUUUGAGGAUGUGGGUCACAGCACCAGUGCCAGAGAAAUGAUGGAUCAAUACUAUGUUGGAGAGAUUGAUCCUUCAACCAUCCCCAAGAAGACUGCAUAUAAACCUCCAAAUCAACCUCACUACAACCAAGAUAAGACCUCUGAGUUCAUCAUCAAGCUCCUGCAAUUCCUGGUUCCCCUAGCUAUACUGGGAUUGGCUUUCGGCAUCCGCUUCUACACAAAAUCAACCUAACGACCACGAAGCACCGUCAUCAGAAAGAACAUUUCAGAAUUUAUUGCUGUUAUUAGAGCCUGUGCCUUUAUCCUAGCUUAGUCUAGCAGUUAAAAGCUUUGUUUUUAUGGGGUCUCUUUGAAAUCAUAUAGUCCAGCUCCAGGUUAUUGGAAGUGAAAGACAGUAAUUAGUGUUAUUUGACGUUCUCAAGUUCGGUUUUUCAGUUGAAAUUUGCAGACUCUUGUCGCA
Messenger RNA from Manihot esculenta (cassava), 989 nucleotides. Its product is annotated as cytochrome b5. Gene Ontology annotation, molecular function: heme binding. Gene Ontology annotation, cellular component: intracellular membrane-bounded organelle; membrane. The transcript has 3 exons. The coding region runs from base 357 to 761 and encodes 134 amino acids. The record is from RefSeq and is a predicted model, not a curated record. NCBI's taxonomy places the organism in Eukaryota, Viridiplantae, Streptophyta, Magnoliopsida, Malpighiales, Euphorbiaceae.